This is a messenger RNA of Neurospora tetraspora, 2277 nucleotides long. Its product is annotated as ATP-NAD kinase-like domain-containing protein. The record is from RefSeq and is a predicted model, not a curated record. Bases 415 to 2277 code for a protein of 620 amino acids. NCBI's taxonomy places the organism in Eukaryota, Fungi, Ascomycota, Sordariomycetes, Sordariales, Sordariaceae. Gene Ontology annotation, molecular function: lipid kinase activity. Gene Ontology annotation, cellular component: intracellular membrane-bounded organelle; membrane; cytoplasm. Gene Ontology annotation, biological process: phosphorylation; sphingosine biosynthetic process. The transcript has 2 exons.
AGCGAGCAAUGAAUGCGCAUCUCUUCUGCGUGUGUUUCUCCGUGUUUUGUUAAGGCGGCUGCUGAUCUGAACCUCCACACCUGGAGCUAUCCUGCUAUCAUCGUCAUUGACUUGCACUCUUUGUUCUUCCUCUUCUCUCUUGCUUGGUCGAGAUGCCGUCCUGGCUCAAAAACAUUGUCUCACUUGGUCGUCGACGAAAGGGCUCCACCACUGUCACAAAACAAGAUCAGAGCCACAGUCAAUCCGAUUUCAAAUCCUCUUCUCCUUUAAAGGCGUCCUUUUCAAACGGACAAAAAGUCAACGCCCGAAAGUCACCCGGAUGAAAGAGUUGGUGAACGGAAGAAAGGACAACCGCAGGAAACUUUACCCCGCAACACCAAGGAUAGCGAGGAACAACCCCGCGAUACCGUCAACAUGACCGCCGCCGCCACCACCGUCGUAUUUCCCACGCCAAUGACCGACAAGGCAUCUUCAACCUCCACCUCAGCACCAGACCACAUCCAUCUCAGUCAAAGGACCGGAGACCUCAUCCAAACAUCCGCUCACAAUGACAUCGGGGAUAUUGAGAACGCAGGAAGCGCCAUAAAUCCCAACCAAAUCAUCUUCAUCCUCAACAGUGAAACCGGCGGUUAUCGCAUUUACUCACUCCUCCAAGAGGAGCCAUCGCCUGCCGCCGCCAAGUCUUCCGACGAGAGCGCCGCUGACGACGGCGAGAAGGCCAAGAAGGCCAAGGUCAUCAACGGAAAAGCCGGUGGUGAGGAAAGAGCGACGAAAUCAUCGCCCUUCAAGCUCUCCGUCACAUAUGCGCGAAACUUGCCGGAAGAAUUGACGCGGGAGUUCCUGGUUGAGAAGGCACCAGAGCACUUGGCUGGGGUCGAUGAGUUGCAUGUGAUUGUCUCGACACGGUCGGGGUUGGGGCUGGCGGCGGGGUUCUAUGAGGGUGUUUUGAAGCCGCUGUUGGAGGAGGGGCUUGGGUUUGAGGGUGUUGGUGAUGUGGUUGGUGAGGCUUACGACAAUGAGAAGGAGGAGGAGAGAAAGGCCGAGCCCAGUAAGAGAGAGGACAAAAGAACAUAUCAAAUCACCGUGACCAAAAGCGCAGACACAGUCAAGGAUUUCGCACGGGGACUGGUGUCAUCAUCAUCUUCUUCUCAAGGGAAACAACAACCAAGCAGGACACUCAUCCUCCUGUCCGGCGACGGCGGCAUCAUUGACCUACUCAACGGUCUCGACCAUCCUGGCCAUGGUCACCACACUUCCAGUCAGCAGCCCGACGUCGUCUCUUCUUCACCACCGUCACCAUCACCAACCCCAACCCUCGCCACCCUCCCCCUAGGCACCGGCAACGCCCUCUUCCACUCCCUCCACAAGCCACUUUACACACCAGACGGUCCAUCACCACUAGUCCUCGGCCUCCGCACCCUCUUCAAGCGCGGCGUCUCAGCUCCUCUCCCGACUUUCCGCGCCGAGUUCUCACCGGGAGCCAAGUUAAUCUCCGGUCAGCCGGAAUUUCUUCCCAAUGAUGAAAAUGAGCCCAAGGAUAACCUCUUGUUCGACGUCACCAGCACCAGCACCAGCACCAGCACCAGCACCAGCACCGAAAACAAAGAGGCGAACGCACGACGAAGAAGACCAGAAAUCACCCACCUCCUAGGCGCCAUCGUCUUCUCCUACGGCUUCCACGCCUCUUUGGUGUACGAAUCCGACACGCCCGCCUACCGCGUGCACGGCGACAAGCGGUUUGGCAUGGCGGCUGGGGAGUUAUUGAAGGUGUCGCAUUUGUAUGAUGCCGAGGUUUUUAUUCGUCGUUCUUCUACUUCUUCCUCCUCCUCCUCUUCCCUUUCCUCUUCCCUUUCCUCCUCCUCAGCAACAGCAGGAGCAGCAGCAGCAGGGAACAACAACAACUGGAAAUUGAUACCAAAGGAUUCCCACUCAACCUACAUCCUCCUCACCCUCGUGUCCAACCUCGAAAAAACAUUUUGUAUCUCUCCCGCUUCGAGGCCGUUGGAUGGGCAGUUAAGAUUGGUGCAUUUUGGCUUUGGCGAAGGCGAAGCCAACGCUGAAGUCAGAGGGAAACAAACGAUGGAUAUCAUGAUGGCCGCCUACCGAGACGGGUCCCACAUACACGACCCCGAGGAAAAGUUCAAGGGGGUGGUAGAAUACGAAGAAGUGGAGGAGAUCAAAGUGGUGAUUAACGAGAUGGAUGAGAGACUUGGAUGGUGGGAUCUUGACGGAAGGAUAGUUAAAGAUGGAGUAAAUCUGAGCGAGCAAGUUAUUUAG